AAGAUGGCGGCGGCCCCGCUGUACUGUGUCUGCCGGCAGUCGUAUGAUGUUAGCCGGUUUAUGAUUGAAUGCGACAUUUGUAAUGACUGGUUUCAUGGCAGCUGUGUCCAAGUGGAAGAGCACCAUGCCGUGGACAUCGAUGUUUACCACUGUCCUAAAUGUGAUGUCCAACACGGACCCUCCUUGAUGAAAAAACGUAACAACUGGCACCGACACGACUACACAGAGCCUGACGAUUGCAGCAGGCCGGUGCAGGCGGGGACCUCUGUGUUUGUACGAGAGCUGCAGAACAGAACCUUUCCCAGUGCGGAUGAAAUCAUGGUGCAGAUGCAGGGCCAUCAGGUAACACAGAAGUACCUGGAGAAGCAGGGCUUCCGCUACCCUAUCACCGUUCCCAAACUGGAUGGACUAGGUCUCAAGCUGCCUCCCUCCAGCUUCUCUGUAAGGGAUGUGGAGGACUACGUUGGUGGUGACAAAAUCGUGGAUGUCAUUGAUGUUGCCAGGCAGGCAGACAGCAAAAUGAAACUUAGAGAGUUCAUCAAGUAUUACUACAAACCUUAUCGGCCAAAGGUGCUGAACGUGAUCAGUCUGGAGUUUUCAGACACCAAGAUGGCAGAGCUGGUGGUGGUGCCUGAUAUCGCUCAGAAGAUGUCUUGGGUGGAGAACUACUGGCCAGAUGACUCCUUCUUCCCCAAGCCCUUUGUCCAGAAGUACUGCCUGAUGGGGGUGAAGGACAGCUACACAGACUUCCACAUAGAUUUCGGAGGCACAUCCGUGUGGUACCACGUACUCUGGGGAGAGAAGAUUUUCUACUUGAUCAAGCCGACCCAGGCUAAUCUUGCACUAUACGAGGCGUGGAGUUCGUCCCCCAACCAGAGCGAGGUGUUCUUUGGGGACAAGGUGGACAAGUGCUACAAGUGUGUGGUGCCGCAAGGAACCACUGUCCUCAUCCCCACAGGAUGGAUCCAUGCUGUUCUCACCUCUCAGGAUUGCAUGGCGUUCGGAGGGAACUUCCUCCACAACCUCAACAUAGGCAUGCAGCUCAGGUGUUAUGAGAUGGAGCGGCGGUUGAAGACUCCUGACCUGUUCAAAUUCCCUUACUUUGAGGCCAUCUGCUGGUAUGUGGCAAAGAAUCUACUGGAGACUCUAAAAGAGUUACGAGAGGAUAACUGCCAGCCCCCAGCCUACCUGACAGGAGUGAAAGCCUUGAUUACUGCACUGAAAAACUGGCUAAAACGAGAGGUCACAGAGCCGGCCAGCGAGGUCCCGGACCAUAUCAGACCCAACCAUCUAAUUAAAGAACUCACAAAGGAAAUCCGCUACCUGGAGGAGGAGCAGCAGAGUGGCGCUGGAGGUAGCAAGCCAAUGAAAUCUCAGGGAAGUGGAGCAUGCCCGCUGACGCGGUCGACUCUGGACAGGGCUAGCCAUCAUGCUCGCAGGACAGCCAGACGGCUACGGCACCACCACCACCAUCAUCACCAUGCGCCCAAGACUCCUUCCAACCUGGAGAUCCUGGAGCUGCACACGCGACAGGUGCUCAAGAGGCUGGAGGUGGGACCCUUUGAGGAGGAUGCCCCAUUCAGCUCCACAGUGACGGCAAAGUUCAACAAGGCAUCUGUGGCGUCGGCUGCAGCUGUGGAACGGAGCCUGGACAACAACCUCCGUCUGGUGAUGUGCAACGGCCGGAUUAUCAGAGAUGAGCGUUGUCACACCAGGGUGAAGAGUAGUCCGGUGCAGGACGGUGAGAGGACUGGUGACCACCAUUGGGAAGGGGUCCUGGUGAAAACAGAAAUCAAUGACAACAAGCAGGAACAGCACAGAGACCCAGAGAGAGGGGAGAAACCUAGCCCUCUCAGCAGUGAGUCUAACUGGUCAAGUCACCGGCUGUCAAUCAACGGUUUAGAGUUUUUCAAAAGAGUGAAUUCCGAUCUCAGGAAAGGAGCCACGGUAUACUCAGACAUCUCAGACUCUGAGUCCGAAGUGCGUUGCACUGUACAGAAAAGGGAUUCCUCUGGGAAGGAUUCAGGGAGCUCAGAAGAGGAUGAGGAGGAUAAGGAGCAGUGCAGGACAGAGCGAGGCACAGGCAGUGUGACAGACCUGCACCAGGCCAGCCAGGCCCUCAGCCACCACCACAAACCACUCAAAGGAGAACAUCCUACCUCGCCAACCACAGAAGAAGAGGCUAUUGAGGGCAUGCUGUCAAUGGCAGGGCUGCUGUAUCCUCAGCGACCAGAGGAGAGUAGCACUGCCCAGGAGCCCUGGUGGUCCAGCCCAGCCCAUCGCUCCUCUGACAGUGGUGAAAGAGAGCCUGCGUCAGGGGAGGAGAGCCAGGAUUCAGACAGCAACUCCACAUUGAGCCUUCAGGAUGAGCGGAGGGCCCAGCAGCAUGUGCGUAAGGAGUGUCGAGCUGAACUCAGCCAGAGGAUCCAGGAGAACAAGAACUUCAUGGACAGUCAGAGCAGUGGGAGUAACAGCAGUGAGGCCUGGGGGGACCAGAGCCCCUCUAGGGCUGCCUCUAGCCUCCUCUGCCUGGACCCCAGCUCAGGGACUGAUUACCAGUACUGUGAGACCACUCUGUCAUCCUCCCUGCACCCCUCCAAGAGGUCCGCCCCAAACACCCCACCCAUCAGUAAUCAAGCGACUAAAGGAAAACGUCCUAAGAAAGGUAUGGCCACCGCCAAGCAGAGACUGGGGAAGAUUCUCAAGCUGAGCAGGAACAACCACUUUUUGCUAUAGCACUCAAGACCAGUAUGUCUCCAGUAAAAACUUUAAGGGACAACUCGACCCCUGCCCAUAUACUGAGGAUACGUCUCUUUCAGCUUCGACUCUCACAUUCUACAAAAAUAAUCGCUUGGAUGGACUGCCCUGAAUCACUAACUCCACAUGCUAGAUGACAAGGUAAUGGAUUUACACAAGCAAGUGCUCCGUUUCACAUGGUGAAGUGAUGGUGAGCUGUAAAAACAACUGCAUGGAUUCUCAGCAGUGACAUUGGAUUGUAUAUUUUCUGGUCAUCAAAAGAGCUAUACAGUAAAUGUGGCUUUUUUUCCGAGUUGAAGCACCGCAACAACACAGGAUUGUCCAAAGAUGCAUGGCUGUGGGAAUUUAAAUUACUUAUUUUGAUACAAAAGUGUGUGGCUCAGAGUUGUUGUAUCUGUUUUGGCUGAUGCUUUACCCAAGGCUUGCACUAGCCCUUCCAACCAACACUACUUGUUAUGCCAUAAGAAGCUAAACAUGUUGUGCUUAAGCCAAGAAUGGCAGGUGAAGAUGCUGCUUUCUGCUACCUGAGUUUUCAUCACCUCUUUGGGACAUUGUCUUGUGUUGGUCUGACUGAAGAGCAAGAAUGGUGCUAUGGUGUUGGAACACAUUUUAAAUGGUGCUAAAGUGUAUAUUCAUGCUAUCCUUUUGUCUACCCUCUUGUCACGAUCACACCAGUGAUUGCAUUUGAGAGAGGGGGGAGAUAUCUUGAUGCAGCACUCUAGGCACCUUGCCUUAUCAGCCUCCAAGUAUGUAAAAAGCUAUCUAUGAAUCCUAAUACAUUAAGCCAUUCCAAAAAUACCACUCCCACCACAUUAAGAUGACUGGUUCUAUUUACUAAAAGAGUUAAGAGCCUUAUUGCUCUAUAGUUGAUCACUCUAGUUGAUCAUAUCAAAUAUGUUCCUUUGGUGCCAUCUAUUGGUCAAAUUAGGGCAGGAGCAUGAAAGUGCUGUUAUUAUGAAAGAUUUCUGAAAUUGCAAAAAGCUUUUAUCUAAAGUUACAAAUUUAUUUACAGAAAAUAUAAGUUAUCCAUAAUUUAUUUCACUUUCUCUUUUGGUGUUUAUUGUUCUGUUUCUUUUGCUGGUAUUGAAUUAUUAUGUAUUGUGGAAAAAAAGUUAAUGGCUAUGACAAUCCUGUUACGAUGGAUAGUGUAAAUGUUGAUACAGUCCCAAAAUGUUUCGCAUGUCAGCAGUCAAGUUUUCAAGAUAGGAUUUUCAAGAAGCAAAGUGUCACUUGCCACAUCAAGUGACACUUUGCUUCUUGAAAAUACUAUAUCUUGAAACAUUGACUGCUGACAUGCGAAACAUUUUGGGACUGUAUCAACAGUGGACAC
Molecule: messenger RNA, 4087 nt
Organism: Coregonus clupeaformis (lake whitefish)
Lineage: Eukaryota; Metazoa; Chordata; Actinopteri; Salmoniformes; Salmonidae
Product: lysine-specific demethylase 7B-like
Exons: 20
Coding region: 4-2736 (910 amino acids)
Biological process (GO): regulation of transcription by RNA polymerase II; protein demethylation
Molecular function (GO): histone demethylase activity; transcription coregulator activity
Source: RefSeq, a predicted model, not a curated record